AUAAAAAUGAAAUACGCGGCUGUUUUUUUGUUUAUUUCACUAUUCGGUUACGCGCUUACCGCUCCAGUACAGAAUGCAGCACAAGAAGCGCAGGUUUUACGCUUCGAUUCAGAUGUGCAACCCGAAGGAUAUAGAUUUUUAGUGGAAACCAGUGAUGGGAAAUUGCAUCAAGAAGAAGGUCAGUUAAAAGAUGUCGGAACAGAUCAUGAAGCUAUCGUUGUACGCGGCUCUUAUUCGUAUAUCGGCGACGACGGUCAAACCUAUACAGUUAAUUACUUAGCCGAUGAAAACGGAUUCCAACCAGAAGGCGCUCACUUACCGCGUAUCUAA
Molecule: messenger RNA, 330 nt
Organism: Glossina fuscipes
Lineage: Eukaryota; Metazoa; Arthropoda; Insecta; Diptera; Glossinidae
Product: larval cuticle protein 65Ag1-like
Exons: 2
Coding region: 7-330 (107 amino acids)
Cellular component (GO): chitin-based extracellular matrix
Molecular function (GO): structural constituent of chitin-based larval cuticle
Source: RefSeq, a predicted model, not a curated record